Daldinia vernicosa is the source of this 1457-nucleotide messenger RNA. Its product is annotated as NAD(P)-binding protein. NCBI's taxonomy places the organism in Eukaryota, Fungi, Ascomycota, Sordariomycetes, Xylariales, Hypoxylaceae. The transcript has 7 exons. The record is from RefSeq and is a predicted model, not a curated record. Bases 77 to 1039 code for a protein of 320 amino acids.
UUAUAAACAGACAGCAGCACGUAUCAACAAGUUGAUCGAAUCAGUAUCUAAAAAACCUCAUAACUUAUAAGUCAAAAUGGUCAAAGUUGUAAUUGCAUCGGCUUCCAGCGCGCUGGCAAGAGAAGUCAUCGAUGCGCUGGUGGCUAGUAAAAAGCAUGAUAUAAUUGCGCUGGUCCGAAAGGAUCCUGCCCAAUUUCCUGCCCUUCCCGGCGUCGAGUGGGUGAAGACAGCUUACGACGACAAGUCGGAAUUAGUUCGCUUGUUUAAGGGCGUCGAAGCUGUCAUCUGCUUCUUAGCUGUUCACCUUGACAAAGAUAAUGCUACUCAGAAACUACUCAUCGACGCUUCUAUUGAGGCUGGUGUUAGGCGGUACGCUCCGUCGGAAUGGGCAACGGGUAUUAAAUUAGAGUCUUCACUCGAUGCUAUUUCGUGGUAUGCCGGCAAGAUCGAGAUCAGCCGUUAUUUGGAGAAGCUCAACGAGAAAAAGAAGGUCAUUGAAUACACCCGAUUCCAAGUUGGCACGUUUACGAACUACCUCGGCCAUCCGCAUAAAACAGCCAACCACGUUCAUACGCUUCCAUUCCUAUUCGACUUUGAGAGUCAGCACGCCGUAGCGAUCGAAGGAUCACUCGACGAUGUCAUAGUAUGGACCACGGUCCAAGAUAUCGCAGGCGUAGUUGCUCGAGCCGUAGAGUAUGAGGGUGAAUGGCCAACCAUCGGCGGUAUCAGUGGAACCAAGGCUACUAUCGGCGAGUUACUACGACUCGCUGAGACUAUUGGGAGGCCGUUGAAGGUAGAUUGGCUCAAAAAGGAAGAUCUUGAAGCCGAAAUAAGAAACACCGGUGACAUUCUUGUUCCGGAUCUUCGAACCGCCACGCCUGAGCAGAUUGGCGCAUUCUUUCAAGCAGUGCCCGCGAGAAUCUUGACUGCCAUCAGCCGCGGUGCUUACGAUGUUACAGAUGAAUGGAACAAGUUGUUGCCGGACUAUAAGUUUACUCAACUCGAGGAUUUCCUCAAGAGUGUAUGGGGUGGUAAAUAAGGACUUGCUUGAAGUAAGCAUAUGUCCCCCGUGAAGGGCACAACAUGUUCAUGUCGUUGUUGGAAUUUAGCAAAUCACAAUCUUUUUUGGAGCAAUUUAAUGGGUGCACGUCGCUAGAGUUACUUCGUGAGUACGUAAAGGGAGACUUAGUGUCAAUAUCGCCCAGUCAAGGAUUCAGGGGUCAAUAGAUCAUACAACUUUUUUAAGCGACGUUUUCUAUUAAUAAUGAUAAAUCCUCUUUUCGUUUCUCUCUAUGCUUAUUAGUAAUACUUUCUCGAAGGUGAUUAGGAGGUAAGGGCAUUGCAAACGAGUAAUUAGCAAGUGUCAGAGAGAACCCUUGAUGAAUGUCACACGUAGAGUGAAUGUUAGAAGCAGCAGCUUCGCUGCUGUAUAGUAGCCGUAUAGUGGUAUGAAUCUA